Coregonus sp. 'balchen' is the source of this 38364-nucleotide messenger RNA. NCBI's taxonomy places the organism in Eukaryota, Metazoa, Chordata, Actinopteri, Salmoniformes, Salmonidae. The record is from the annotation of a GenBank genome assembly.
GCAGUCUAGCUAGGUAGCCAUUGUUGUGCAACCUAGCUAGCAAUUACAAGUUUAACUAGCUAAGGUUAGCUGACUGUGUAUUUUUAAAACAACGCACCAAAUUGGGUUGUAAUCACGACUUCGCACCGCUUUUUUGAUUAAUCGGUUUGGUACUUACAGUUAGCUAACUAGGUAGAAUUUCGAACCCCCCGUGUGGAUUUGACGUCGGCAGUGCUUCAUGUUUUUCAGCCAAGAGACUCGGAGCUGUUUGUUAUCAGCGUAAGGUUAACGUUAGAAGAUGGGGGACGUUUAUGACCCAGAACACCCGAAAGAGUGAGUAUUUGGCCUGUUUUAUUUUCGGUAUGUUUUUGUUGUUGAUUGAUUGGGCUUGCCAUAAUAAACACAACUUCCUAAGUGUUAUUAGUUGCUAGCUAGCUACCAGCUAACGUUAGCUUAACUGUUUCCAUGCACAUUACCUGUUAGCUAGCUACGCUAGUUAGCUUUCCAGUCUAGUGUCCUACACAAACUAGUGUUGGAGCUAUGUGGCCACAAAGGUACUAUGUUUCAUGAUAAAUAGAUAGAUAACUAUGGUAAAGUGGCAUGUUGUAUUUAGUUAAUGCGAAAUGAUCUCAACCCUCCGAUGUACACCGGCAGUUAGCCUUCAAUUUAGUUAACACUACCAGAUCUUUGACACAACCAAGUAGCCACCAAUGUUUCCAGCUAACUAGCUACAUCAUUGUUUUAACGUCACCAAACUAACGUUGCUGGAUGUAUUUAAUUAGGACAAUGAAUUGGUUGCAAGCUAGCUAAUUAGCUAGAUGUUGUGCACAUUACUUUUGUGAACGGUCAACUAGCUUUCAAACACAAACAGUACUCAGUUAUUAAUUAGGUUGUGCUAACUUAGAGAUUUAGUUAGCUAACGUUAGCCAAUUCGGUUACCCUCCCACCAUAACAGGCCUCAUUUGCAGGCCUCGACUCCUCGUUGUAAAAUGUUAGACCCGGUCUUAUGGAGUAGAAUUAUAGAAACUCCAUGCCAGCCAGCUAAGUGUAUGCAUUUGUUUUGUUGAUAUUUCACGUUAACCAGUUAACAGAAGAGGCCAUUGGAUCUGUUAUUGAGCUCAUCUGUGUAACGUUUCAUAUUAAACUAAUAGGUUAGCAAGCUGUGUGAUGAGAAGAUUGUCAUGUUGCCUUGUCUUCUCGCUGUUGGUGUAGCUAGCCAACCUAGAUAACCUUGAUGUAUAUGUGAUUAGUGGAAGCGUCAAAUCAUUUCAGAAUAAUGUUUUUGCAUUGUGUUCUUUUAUCUACUGUGUUGUUAACGUUUAUAUCGCAAGACAGCUACUCGGCUCCUCUAUCAUGAGCUAAUCGCUUGCUUUCAAUCCACACAUACUAUGAAUGUCAAUGCAAGCAAUGGCUUCCUCUUUCUGCCUAAUUGAAACGAUAAAUAAUGCCGCUCAACAGACAUGUCGUUUUUGGCCAACAGUCAGAAGAAACGGGUCAAUGUGAUACAUACUUAGGUUUGUUAUUUAAUGGCAUUUAGUAAGCGUUGUAGUUAGAACCACCAUGUAAACAUUUGGUGGAUUUAGGCAUAUACAUUUGACAUAGAAGAAUGGUUCCUAUCUUACUACUGUUGUAAGUGGUGUGGCAUGCUGCUGGGCCCUUCAGGCAGAAAAUGAUAAUCUGCAGAGAUGACAUGCACAGUUGAUUCAUAGGCUAUAGCUACUGACUGUAGUUUGUGUUCAACGUUUAAGCUGAUGUGUUCAUUUGCACAGAAAACAGUCAUGCACAUUUUUCUAGUCAAAGCUUUGUUACAAGCAACCUCCAGAGUUGCACAUGUGGUGUUCAUAAGGUAAACAAAUGCAGCCAGAUGUUCUUUGAUUUGAACCUAAGGUUUUGAUGAUAACAGAGAUGGUAGCAGCUCAACCCCUAUUGUCUAUCCAAUUUGAGUUGGGGAUAAGAUUAAAUGACUAUUGUAUGUUUAUUGUUGGUGUGUAACCCAAUAUAUUUGUUUUAAUAUUUUUGUUAGGUGUGACAUCACAUUGGAGAGCUCACCGCUCUGAACUGGUUUAUUCUUGGCCAGCAGCUUCUACUGGGCUACAAACGCCAGAACCGCAGUGCAAUGGAUGCUCUGGUGAACUCAGAGAUCAGGUACUACCAAUACACACACAGUGUCAGAGUGGCGCUAUAGACUGUCUGUAAUCGAUGCCCUUUGCUAGCUAACUGAAGUGACACUAGGGCCUAGGACAGUGUUUCUCAACUCCAGUCCUUGAGGACCACCAACUGUACACAUGUUUGUUGCAGCCCCGGACAAACACACCUGAUUCAACUAAUCAUCAAGCCCUCAAUGAGUUGAAUUAGGUGCCUUUGUCAGGGGCUACAACAAACAUGUGUGCUGUUGGGGGUAAUCAAGGACUGGUGUUGGGAUACACUGAUUUACAUUUUAGUCAUUUAGCAGACGCUCUUAUCCAGAGCGACUUACAGUUAGUGAAUACAUAUAUUUUUUUUAUUUUUUUAUACUGCCCCCCCCCUGGGAAACGAACCCACAACCCUGGCGUUGCAAACGCCAUGCUCUAUCAACUGAGCUACAUCCCUGCCGGCCAUUCCCUCCCCUACCCUGGACGACGCUGGGCCAAUAGUGCGCCGCCCAUGAGUCUCCCGGUCGCGGCCGGCUGCGACAGAGCCUGGAUUCGAACCAGGAUCUCUAGUGGCACAGUUAGCACUGCGAUGCAGUGCCUUAGACCACUGCGCCACUCAGGAGAUUGUCACCCUCAAUGGUGGGCAUUAGAAUGUAUGUAUGCAUGCAAAGUAGACUACACUCCUAAACAACUUAAUUUGGAACUAAAAUGACACCCACCUCCCCUCCUAUUGGUCAUUUGGUUUGUUGGGUCCAUCAUCACUGGGUCAGGGACCUGUCCUGUAUCCAAUUAAUCCAAUGACAUCAUUCAUUGUGUGUUGAAUUCUGGAAUGUUGAUCCAGGUUGCAGUGGAAUUCUAAUCCCAGUGCUCCAGUUUUAAAGGAGUAUCAGUGCUGUUUUAGGGAAAGGGUUCUGUUUGAAAAGCACCUUCCUAGUGUAGGUUGAUAUAGUUGUUUACUGUAUACUUCGACCUCAUUCUGUCAGUGGUUUGUGUCCAUAACUUUCUUUUUUGAGAAAAGUUGCUGAAUUUCAUUACCCAAUGUGAGCAAGGUCAAAGCAGUCGUAAUUGGACCCAAAUAAGUGGCUGCGGAUCCGACUUUCCGGGACCCCUCUUCCCGGGGGAUAAUCUCUCUGCAUAGAAUGGGAGGUUGCAUCAGGUAUCAGCUAGUAUGUGAAGUGCUCCCGUCCUAUAGAUGUUAGUGUAUACUCGAGCUUCAGCCUCUGUCUGCCAAGUUUAUUUGCUCAUCCAACCUGGUGUGGACUCAGAAGUCUUGGUCACCAUGGCAGCAGUCACCCUCACAGAAUAUUAACAGACAAAAGGUGCACAACCUGAAUGCAAAGAUUCCAUGACUCGUUAUCCUUUGUUCUUGAGAGACAAUGACGGACAGGGUUCACUUGAUGCCGAUGCGUUAAAGGAUGCUUUUGUCUAGUUCUGAGCGAUUAGUGCUUUUUGAGGUAAAAAAUAAUCGAACCGACCUCAUUAAAUGCAUUAUGAAAUAAUGACAAAUUAUUUUAGUGCUUUUUAAUGGAAAUUCCAUUGGAAUUGUGAAUAUUCAAUUGCCAAAACAUUGAAAAUAUUCCAUUGUCUCUGUCAGGUCCACAUUGGGUAGACAUCAGAAGAAAAAUAGGAAAUUACUAUGAAAUAAUACAAUAUUUCAGUUGUGUAUAUUACUUAGUUUUUAUUUGAUUACUUUAUUCUUUUCAUUCCUUAGUCAUCACCUCAUUUCUGCUCAGGCAGUAGCAGCCAGCCAGCCAGACCAUCUAACGUUAUCUCUGUGCUCCCAAUACUGUACUGUCUUUAGUCAUCUUAUUUAGCUAGCCUGCCUAAGUAUGCUGCAGAGCUCUCUGACAAUCCUUCUACUAGUUCUUCAAAGUAGAUAUGGCAAACUUUCACCAACAGUCUCUAUCCCUCUCGUCAUUGUGUACAUUCCGCUGUCAUGCGGUCUGUGUAUAUCUUAUUUUGUUGUUGUUGUACUUUUACCCCUUUUUCUCCCCAAUUUUGUGAUAUCCAAUUGGUAGUUAGUCUUUUCCCAUCGCUGCAACUCCCCUACGGACUCGGGUCCUCCAAAACUUGACCCCGCCAAGCCGCACUGCUUCUUGACACACUGCUCGCUUAACCCGGAAGCCAGCCGCACCAAUGUGUCGGAGGAAACACCGUCCAGUUGGCGACCGAAGUCAGCUUGCAGGCGCCCUGCCCGCCACAAGGAGUCGCUAGAGCGCGAUGGGACAAUGAAAUCCCGGCCAGCCAAACCCUCCCCUAACCCAGACGAUGCUGGGCCAAUUGUGCGCCACCUCAUGCGUCUCCCGGUCGGCUGUGACACAACCUGGGAUCGAACCCGGGGCUGUAGUGACGCCUCAAGCACUGCGAUGCAGUGCAUUAGACCGCUGCGCCGGUCUGUGUAUAUCUAAUGUAGCAGGCGUUAAAGUGUCUCUGUCCGAGCCGGAAAGAACAGGCGCAAUAGAUUAUGGUCAUUGUAGUUAAUUACCACGUUUCUGCGCUUAACUAGGUGGAAUAUUUGCUUAAUGAAAACUACAUCUCCCUUCAACCCAGCGUCCCACAUAGUUCUUGACUUGAUUUCUAUCAUGAAUGAUUUUGAUUUCUCUCUAGAGGAACGGCGUGCUGGUCUCACAAAAAUACUACUAAAUUGUAUUCAAGUAAUUGAACCGACGUCGGUCAAUUAGUUGUUUUAAUAACCAAAAAAAAUGAAAUUUUGGUUUAUCGUCUCAGCACUACUUUUGUCAGAUAGCUUAUUUCUCAAGUAACAUUAUUCUGGCACCCUUAGACAUUGUCUACCUCAACGUUUUUGUAAUACUAUUCAAACCUUUUUCUAUUUGUAAGUACAGCUAAUUCAAUAUGUUUAUAAUGAUGUAUUGCAGAUAGGCCUAUUUCAGGAGGAUGAGCAGGGUUUGUGAUUGGUGUAGCCUAAAUUGAAAUGAAUGAAACCACAAUCCUGUUUUAUCCUUUGUUAAAAUGACAGGAAGUGACACUUCAGUGGACAUGAAAAGGCUCCUCCCAUGUCUGUAACGGUCAUUUUAGAAUGGUCUGUCUUUGUCAAAGAGAAAAAGAGAACAUCAAAUCCUAAAGGAAUACAUUACCCAGUUGUUGCAUAGCAACCUUAUUGUACCCUAAAGAAAACAACUACAAUAUUGAGUCCUCUUAGUAGAACAAAAGAGUUGAUUGCGUUCUCAUAAAUGUGAAUUAGGCCUUUUUUUACAGUAGGAUGACAUGUAGUUUCUAUGAUGAGACCCCUGUUCUAAACAUUUCAUGUUUGACCAACCGCCAGGCUAUCCCUCAAUCGGCCGUGAUUCUACAUCUUUGCAUGAAAUUGUUUUUAUUUGUAUGUUUUACCGUUACCUUAUUGGACAUCGAUAUACAUUACAUUUCAUAAUACAUUUUGUGUGAUUGCUAAAGCGUUAAAGUGAUUUGCAGAUGUUUGUUAGAUUAAUUUGUAUUUUAAUGACAAUGUUGCUGCAAGUCUAUGAAUAGUUUUCAUUGAUUUGUUUUUGUUUCCCCCCCCCCAUGCACUCCUUACGUUACCUCAGGGAAGAGGGAGGAGAUACCUCAGUAAGUCUUUAUUACACGUUUGUUAAAAGUGUGAUGAAUACAUCUUUGUUUAUCUGUUUUGUAUUACACAAAUAGCUGGUGUAGUUGUUGUGCAUCUUUUGAGUUUGAUCAUUGCAAUGACACGUACCAUAGAAAUUACAUUUGGGAAACUGAAUGAUAGGUCACAUGAUUUGGUUUACAGUAAUAGUUUCUCCUCAAAUUAUAGCCAUGGUAACGUCUACUUAUUUUGUUCCCUGUACAGGUCAAGGUUGAGGGCCUCACCAAGGCAGCUAUACUCAAAGGCCUCUCUCCUCGAGUGAUGUUGUCCAGCCAUCUCCUGCCUAAAGGAACCAAGAGGAAGGUGAACCUGGAUGACCAGGGUCGCCAGAAAGUGUCCUUCAGCUUCUCUCUCACAAAGAAACCUCUGCAGAACUUAUUCCUGGCCCCUCCCAGUCAGGAAAAAUCUCUUGCUGAACUUCCCUCUGUCCUGUCACCUACAACCUCACUCUCUCAGGACAGAGCAGGGCAGCAUACGGAAAGUAAAAAUGAGCAAAUGCAGCCACCCUUGUCGGUGCCCACACCAGUAGCAGAGACCCUUGCGCCUCAGACGGCGGUCUCCUCAGUCCCCAAACCUAAAGUGGACUUGGGAAAGAUGCACUUCAAGAAACAGAUUCUCAGUGUAUCUGUUAUUGAAGAGAGUCCCAUAACCAGCGUUGUCUUACAGGAUCCACCCCCUUCCGAGCAACAGGUUUUAAUGAAAUCUUCAGGUGAAAUUGAAACGGUCACCUCAACACGACCAUCCCAGUCUCAGAACAGUGUUCAGAACAUGGGCAGUGAGUGCCCCUCUGAGAAUGCACUCACUCAUGUAUCUGAUGUGAAGCCGGACCUCAGUCUCAAGGAGCUGACUGAUUCCUCCCACGUAGGGAAAGUGGAUGUAAACGGUUCCAGUGUAACGGAGCAGCAAGACGCCUCAGAAAACAUACCAAUCCGGUCCCGGUCAGACGGCACACUCCCUGGCUCAGAAUCUGAUGCUGAUUCAGUGCAGACGUCUUCCAGCCACAAAUCGGGUGAACCCAAGGCCACAGCAAAGUCGGAGAGUAGAAGUAAGGAUGCAAAAAGGAUAUCCUCUUCUCGCUCCAAAUUAGAGGAAACAGAAAAAAGUUCUCACCAUACACGUUCUGAGAAGGACGAAAGGACCUGUAGUUACUCAAAGUUUAACCGAGAAUCCAAAUCUGACAGAGAAUCCAAGUCUGACCGAGAAUUAAGGUCAACCGCUGACCGAGAAUCCAAGUCUGACCGAGAAUCAAAGCACACACCCUCGCGGUCCUCCCGCUCUGACAAAGACCGCAAAAGGACUACGAGUCGGUCAAGGUCCAGAUCAAGAGGCCCCCGGACGAGUUCUAGACCUGAGACACGUUCCAGAUCUGAGAGAUCUAGAAGCGAGAGAGGGUCAGGAUCACGGUCUGAUCGGUCAUAUCAUGACUCUGAGCGGAGGUCAGGAGGUCACAGAAAUUCUCCAUACAGAGAGAGGAGAGGCAGCUCUCGCUCUCAGACUGAUAGCAGCAGAGUCCGCGGCGACAGUUCUGACUCUGAAGAUGACCACAGAAGAACUCGGACUAGAACAAGUGAUUCCAGCAGGUCGUCCACCCAUUCUAGCUUGCAGAGAGAUUCAAAGUCAUCCUCAUCUCGCUCAAAAUCUGAACGAGACUCGAAAUCUGAACGAGACUCGAAAUAUAUAGAUUCCCCUCACUCUUCAGAGAUAGAUAAAAGAACACAAUCUUCUAAGUCUGAGAGGGCCUCAAAGAGAACUGUUGACUCCGAUUCUCUCCAAAAGUGCUCUCCUGAAGGAGAACCUAAUCACAGGAAAUCCAACACCCACUACAAGCCGGACAUCAGUGUUCGAUCCACUCAUUCCAGUCCACAUGCCCUCUCUCAAACAUCGGACAAAAGUCUCCAGAAAAGCAGCUCUAGUGAAUUUGAGGUAGCUCACAAAGGGAAGUGUCAGUCACAGGGCUCUGAUCGCUCUUCUGGCUCUGAAGGGGCAUGGACAUCUUCCAACAGUAAAUCAGACUCUAAGCAAAUGUCCGCCUCCAAGUCAUCAUUGAAAUCUAAUAGACAAUCAAACGACACAUUUCACAGUCCAAAUAAUAUACAAACCCAUGAAACCCCUUCUGGUGCUCACUCUCAGAGCAAAAAUGACAAAGGUGGAGCAGAUUCCCAGCUAGCAGAUACUUGCCAAAGGGAGGACGUUGGCAACAUGGAUGACAUCACAUCCCAAGAUAAAGACUUACAAAAACCAACUCUGUCGUUACCUUCAAAUUGUGAUCCAACUCACAGAUUGCGAGAACCAGCGUUGGAUCUAGUUAAUGAGAAUAUUAAUCAUUGCAUUGAGGUUCAGAAUGUCUCGGCAGCAACUUUACCGAACACCUCUAGUGGAGACCAAUUAUGUGAAACAUUUGCCGUAGGGGACAUUGACAAUGUUAAUAAAAGCAUUUGCUCUGAACAAAAAGAAGAUGCACAGCGUGUAGACCCCCAAAUGGGAUCCACCGAGAAGCCGGAUGAUGUAGCCAACUCUAGCUUUUCCUGCAGUAAUGACCGAGUAAUACCCAGCCUGGAUAAGACUGUUUUUCAAGGUUCAGUUGGGUCAAAGUCAUCACCAUCUACAGUAGACGUAUCUGUCAGAGACCACCCUAAGGAGAACACUAAACCAGAAAAUACUGUCUAUUCUAGUAGAAAUGUGAAUAUCAAGAUGCAGUCUUGCACAAGCGUCCCUCUCAAAUCUGAACCCUCUAGUCCUGAACCUCAACAAUUUCCCAACAAGACUGAACAACAGAACUCUAGUUUGAGGAAAAACAGAGGUAAAACAAAAAGAUCGCGUUGGGAUAUUGUUGGACAAGACACCUCAGACAGUGAUAAUCCUCAGAAAUGGCCUUCCCAAGAAAGUAAACCUGCUGUGAAAAAGGUAAUCUCCGUCAAGAGAAUUGAGUUUUCUAAAGACGUCAGCCAGGAAGAUCCAUCUCUGAUAAAGGGUCAACUGAAAUGGGAAGCCGAGUUGCAUUCCAAAACGAUUAAGCAAGAAAUUGUCAUCGCACAAGAACACAGCUCAGUACCAAUAUCUCUUAGGAAAGACCAGUCGGAGUCCGCAAACCCAACUGCACAACCAGGCACCUGUGGAACCAGCAAUGACCAUUCAGACAUCAAACCCCACAUCAGCCAAAUGGAUGGAGAUCCCUCACUUUUAAAUAAUACCUCACAUGUAGACAACGCUAGAAGGGAGCAGGGUAGGAAUGGCGACGGCAAUGAAGGGAAAUCUAAAGAUGGCGCUCACAAGAGCAAACUGGUGAAGAGACCAGUGUCGAGCCAGGACGGUGUAGGCCAAAGCGAGGACAGUGACUCCGACGAUUCAGAGUCGGACUCUGACUGCGGUGCUGCUGUGAAACGGAUGCAGUCUGUGGUGGUUGUGCCAAAGAAUUCCACCCUAACUCACUCGGACACAACAGACAAGCCUGUGUCUCCCUGCACUCCAAGCACUAGCCCAGGACGUCAACAACACGCUAACGGGGCUAGUGGCCAAGAGGGUGACCUGGACAGGAAGGAGAUCACAAGCAGAGUCAGCCCACAGCAGAGACAUCGAGGCUUUCCCACCAUGUGUGAGAGCACUAGGCAGGCCAGUAAUGCUUGUGUUGAUGGAAGUCUCUCUUUACAUGACAGCAUGGUUUAUCAAUCACAGAGCAAUAUGGUAGAUAGCACCAGCCAGCUCGAGGGCUCCAAUGCCACCGAUGCCCAGCCUUAUAAGGAUCCUUAUAGCAGUGCCCAUGAGAGACCAAAGAUUGGUGCAGCAACGGUGAGCCAGGUUGCUGCCCACAGCCUUGAGACCUCCUUCAGGCAGUCUGAGACAGGGCAUCCACAGCAUUAUGAGAGUGGCAGGGGUGGUGGGAUGCUGUCCCGUUACCAACAUGGAGACUUUGCUAGCUCUGAUGACUUCAACAGCAGUCUGGGCUGGGACUUCACACAGCCGGAGCAGCCCAGCAGUACGUACCAGCAGCCUGACAGCAGCCACGGGGCAUCACAACAGCAUCCCAACACUCAACAGCCAGGGAACUCUUCUUUAGGGCAGGUGUACAGGGCAGACAACGGGGCCUGCUGGACCCAACUACCAACUACGACUCAACCCACCUGCAGACCGGUCUACCUCCAUGUGCCUGCAACACAUUACCAGGAGCCUGUUGGUCAAGUCCAUCCUGACUCCCUGACUAAUGACUGUGAUGAGGACAGUGAGGGGAAACCAGCAGGCCUUAGUAGACUAGCUGGGGAAUGCAAUGGUCCCAACCUUCCAGGCUCGCUAGCCUUCGUCCAAGCCCAUGAAAUAAGCAGCAACUGCAGAGGCUCUGUCAACGCCACUCCAGAGAGCAUUGCCAUAGUUGAACCUCCCAGAGACAAGGACAACUCGAGGCCCCACAGAGGCAGGGGUCCUCCCAAGAAGAGGCGUCCAGAAAUGGAGUCAGAUUCGGACAGUGAGGCAGAACCUGGGCUCGCUAGCAAAAGGGAGCGACUGGCAGAAAGGGAGCUCCCCAAGGUCUCCUCCAAAGACUCCAGGGAGACUCCAGGUCAGGCCGAGGUGCAACGUCCUUUGCUCAGUCUGAGGGACUUCCGGGACGCCAGCAACUGGAGGGAGAUGGCAAGGUCUAAGAAGAUGCCACCAUACUUUGACCUGAUUGAGGAAAACCUGUAUCUGACUGAACGGUGAGAUUUUGUUCCACUUCUGUUUUUUGCUAUAGUUGGCAUGCAAAGUCAUCCAAAACAUUGUUUAUAUUAUAAAUUGGUUGUACAAAAUUUAAAACGCGAGAUCAUCAUAUGACUUCAGCAUAAGAGUAACGACCACUGAGGGAUUUCUGUUGAUCUGUACAGGAAGAAGAACAAGUCUCAUCGAGACAUCAAGCGAAUGCAGUGUGAGUGCUCUAUGCUCUCGAGGGAGGAGCGGUCUCGUGGAAUGAUGGCUUGUGGGGAGGACUGCCUUAACCGUCUGCUGAUGAUCGAGUGGUGAGUUCUUCUCCUUUGCAUCACCCUGGUAAUACCAAACUGUAAAGCAGAUCAUAUACAGUGCCUUCAGAAAGUAGAUUUUGUGUCACUGGCCUACACACAAUACCCCACAAUGUCAAAGUGGAAAUAUGUUUUAAAAAAAUGUUUACAAAUUAAUUAAAAAUGAAAAGCUGAAAUGUUUUGACGAAACAAGUAUUCAACCCCUUUGUUAUGGCCUAAAUAAGUUCAGGAGUAAUUAAUUGCAUGGACUCAUUCUGUGUGCAGUAAUAGUGUUUAACAUGAUUUUUUAAUUGCUACCUCAUCUCUGUACCCCACACAUACAAUUAUCUUUAAGGUCCCUCAGUCGUGCAGUGAAUUUCAAACAGAUUCAACCACAAAGACCAGGGAGGUUUCCCAAUGCCUCGCAAAGAAGGGCACCUAUUGAUAGAUGGGUACAAGUAAAUACAAAAACAGACAUUGAAUAUCCCUUUGAGCAUGGUGAAGUUAUUAAUUACACUUUGGAUGGUGUAUCAAUACACCCGUUCACUACAAAGAUACAGGCGUCCUUCCUAACAGUUGCCAGAGAGGAAGGAAACCGCUCAGGGAUUUCCCCAUGAGGCCAAUGGUGACUUUAAAACAAAGUUUAAUGGCUGUGAUAGAAUAUAACUGAGGAUGAAUCAACAACAUUGUAGUUACUCCACAAUACUAACCUAAAUGACAGAGUGAAAAGAAGGAAGCCUGCACAGAAUAAAAAUAUUGCAAAACAUUCAUCCUGUUUGCAAUAAGGCACUAAAGUAAACCUGCAAUACAUGUGGCAAAGAAAUUAACUUAAUGUCCUGAAUACAAAGUUUUAUGUUUGGGGCAAAUCCAACACAACACAUCACUGAGUACCACUUCAUAUUUUCAAGCUUGGUGGUGGCUGAAUCAUGUUAUGGGUAUGCUUGUCAUCGGCAAGGACUAGGGAGCAUUUUAGGAUUAAAAGAAACGGAAAGGGGGUAAGCACAGGCAAAAUCCUUGGGAAACCUGGUUGUCUGCUUUCCAACAGACACUAGGAGACAAAUUCACCUUUCAGCAGGACAAUAACCUAAAACACUAUGCCUAAUAUACACUGGAGUUGCUUACCAAGAUGACAUUUAAUGUUCCUGAGUGGCCUAGUUACAGUUUUGACUUAAAUCGGCUUGAAAAUCUAUGAGAAGACUUGAAAAUGGCUGUCUAGCAAUGAUUAACAACCAACUUGACAGAGCUUGAAUAACUUUUAAAAGAAUAAUGUGCAAAUAUUUUACUGUCCAAGUGUGCAAAGAUCUUCGAGACUUACCCAGAAAGACUCACAGCUGUAAUUGCCGCCAAAAACGAUUCUAACGUAUUGUCUCAUGGGUGUGAAUACUUAGGUAAAUUAGACAUUUCUGUAUUUAAUUUUCCAAAAUGUGCAAGAUUUUCUAAAAACAUGUUUUCACUUUGUCAUUAUGGAGUAUUGUUUGUAGAUUGGUGAGAAAAAAAAAUAAUCUAUUUAAUCCAUUUUGAAUUCAGGCUGUAACAACAAAAUGUGGAAUAAGUCAAGGGGUAUGAAUACUUUCUGAAGGCACUGUAGUAUAGUUUUAUCAUUGGUCCUUUACCAGUUCAUCUUGAAACAUAGGAAGGUUAUGAGGAAGGUUCGCAAUGACUGUGAUAUGUGGUUGCCUAUUUAACUUAGUUGAAUGAACUGACUGUAAGUUGCUCUGGAGAAGAGCGUCUGCUAAAUGGCCAUAAUAAAAAAAUGUAAUGUCCCUGUCUUUGCAGCUCAUCGCGGUGCCUGAAUACAGGAUACUGCUCCAACCGACGCUUCCAGAUGAAACAGCAUGCAGACUUUGAGGUCAUCCUGACUGAAGAAAAGGGCUGGGGACUGAGGGCGGCCAGGGACCUGAUGCCGUAAGGCUCUUAGAUCUUAGCCCUUGAUUCAUGAUAGAACACCCAGGGCUCGUUCUCAAUAGAUCUUUCCUCGAUUUCUCGCAUCCUUUCUCCUUGACUCCUCAAAACACAUUGGAGAGGAAGUUCUGAGAGAAACCCCUUGGACCUUCUCCAAUACGGUUGAGGAGGCGUGGCGAUAGGAUGUGAGUAAUUGUGAAAAGACAAAAUGAGAUUGAGCCCUGGUCAUUGCCCUAAAAGCUGCACUCUGAUUUCAUAAAAGUUAAGAGUGGCGCCACAAAGGAGUCUUGCUAUUUUUUUCAGUGUUUGAUACAAUUUCAGAAACACGUUUGUGCUGGAGUACUGCGGAGAGGUGUUGGACCACAAGGAGUUCAAGAUGCGGGUGAAAAAGUACGCUAGCAUGAAGAACAUCCACUACUAUUUCAUGGCCUUGAAGAAUAAUGAGGUGAGACCACUGGAACAUUGACGCCCCUUCCAUACAUAUAGUGCACUGAACUCCUGAAAUGGGGACUAGGACUAGCUCAGUUGGUUGGAGCUAGGCCUUUGUCAAAGGUAAAAGCCUGUUGCCCAUUCGGUGGGCAAAACUGGUUGAAAUUAAAUGAUCUUUUCAACCAGUUUUGCCUUUUGAAAAUACAUAUUUGCAACCAGUUUUUCCUUUGAAAAUGCAUAAUUUCUACCAGUGGGCAUGUUGGUUUUAGAAUGUACUUUUCAUCAACAAAGGCAGUCAAAGUCUAAACCAGACAGCUACAGUGCCUUGCAAAAAUAUUCAUCCCCCUUGGCGUUUUUCCUAUUUUGUUGCAUUACAACCUGUAAUUUAAAUUGAUUUUUAUUUGGAUUUCAUGUAAUGGACAUACACAAAAUAGUCCAAAUUGGUGAAGUGAAAUGAAAAAAAUUACUUGUUUCAAAAAAUUUGACUAAAUAAAUAACGGAAAAGUGGUGCGUGCAUACAGUGGGGAGAACAAGUAUUUGAUACACUGCCGAUUUUGCAGGUUUUCCUACUUACAAAGCACGUAGAGGUCUGUAAUUUUUAUCAUAGGUACACUUCAACUGUGAGAGACGGAAUCUAAAACAAAAAUCCAGAAAAUCACAUUGUAUGAUUUUUAAGUAAUUAAUUUGCAUUUUAUUGUAUGACAUAAGUAUUUGAUCACCUACCAACCAGUAAGAAUUCCGGCUCUCACAGACCUGUUAGUUUUUCUUUAAGAAGCCCUCCUGUUCUCCACUAAUUACCUGUAUUAACUGCACCUGUUUGAACUCGUUACCUGUAUAAAAGACACCUGUCCACACACUCAAUCAAACAGACUCCAACCUCUCCACAAUGGCCAAGACCAGAGAGCUGUGUAAGGACAUCAGGGAUAAAAUUGUAGACCUGCACAAGGCUGGAAUGGGCUACAGGACAAUAGGCAAGCAGCUUGGUGAGAAGGCAACAACUGUUGUUCAAGAUGACGGUCAAUCACCCUCGGCCUGGGGCUCCAUGCAAGAUCUCACCUCGUGGGGCAUCAAUGAUCAUGAGGAAGGUGAGGGAUCAGCCCAGAACUACACGGCAGGACCUGGUCAAUGACCUGAAGAGAGCUGGGACCACAGUCUCAAAGAAAACCAUUAGUAACACACUAUGCCGUCAUGGAUUAAAAUCCUGCAGCGCACGCAAGGUCCCCCUGCUCAAGCCAGCGCAUGUCCAGGCCCGUCUGAAGUUUGCUAAUGACCAUCUGGAUGACCCAGAGGAGGAAUGGGAGAAGGUCAUGUGGUCUGAUGAGACAAAAAUAUAGCUUUUUGGUCUAAACUCCACUCGCCGUGUUUGGAGGAAGAAGAAGGAUGAGUACAACCCCAAGAACACCAUCCCAACCGUGAAGCAUGGAGGUGGAAACAUCAUUCUUUGGGGAUGCUUUUCUGCAAAGGGGACAGGACGACUUCACCGUAUUGAGGGGAGGAUGGAUGGGGCCAUGUAUCGCGAGAUCUUGGCCAACAACCUCCUUCCCUCAGUAAGAGCAUUGAAGAUGGGUCGUGGCUGGGUCUUCCAGCAUGACAACGACCCAAAACACACAGCCAGGGCAACUAAGGAGUGGCUCCGUAAGAAGCAUCUCAAGGUCCUGGAGGGGCCUAGCCAGUCUCCAGACCUGAACCCAAUAGAAAAUCUUUGGAGGGAGCUGAAAGUCCGCAUUGCCCAGCGACAGCCCCGAAACCUGAAGGUCUGUAUGGAGGAGUGGGCCAAAAUCCCUGCUGCAGUGUGUGCAAGCCUGGUCAAGACCUACAGGAAACGUAUGAUCUCUGUAAUUGCAAACAAAGGUUUCUGUACCAAAUAUUAAGUUAUGCUUUUCUGAUGUAUCAAAUAAUUAUGUCAUGCAAUAAAAUGCAAAUUAAUUACUUAAAAAUCAUACAAUGUGAUUUUCUGGAUUUUUGUUUUAGAUUCCGUCUCACAGUUGAAGUGUACCUAUGAUAAAAAAACCUGCAAAAUUGGCAGUGUAUCAAAUACUUGUUCUCCCCACUGUAUGUAUUCACCCCCUUUGCUAUGAAGCCCCUAAAUAAGAUCUGGUGCAACCAAUUACCUUCAGAAGUCACCAAAAUUAGUUAAAUAAAGUCCACCUGUGUGCAAUCUAAGUGUCACAUGAUCUCAGUAUAUAUACACCUGUUCUGAAAGGCCCCAGAGUCUGCAACACCAGUAAGCAAGGGGCAGCACCACAAAGACCAAGGAGCUCUCCAAACAGGUCAGGGACAAAGUUGUGGAGAAGUACAGAUCAGGGUUGGGUUAUAAAAAAAUAUCAGAAACUUUGAACAUCCCACGGAGCACCAUUUAAAUCCAUUAUUUAAAAAAUGGAAAGAAUAUGGCACCACAACAAACCUGCCAAGAGAGGGCCGCCCACCAAAACUCACAGACCAGGCAAGGAGGGCAUUCAUCAGUGAGGCAACAGAGACCAAAGAUAACCCUGAAGGAGCUGCAAAGCUCCACAGCGGAGAUUGGAGUAUCUGUCCAUAGGACCACUUUAAGCCAUACACUCCACAGAGCUGGGCUUUACGGAAGAGUGGCCAGAAAAAAGCAAUUUCUUAAAGAAAAAAAUAAGCAAACACGUUUGGUGCUCGCCAAAAGGCAUGUGGGAGACUCCCCAAACAUAUGGGAGAAAGUACUGUGGUCAGAUGAGACUCAAAUUGAGCUUUUUGGCCAUCAAGGAAAAAUAGUUAUGCACGCUCAAGUGUGCUGGGUUUUUUUGGUCUUAUUUCUUGUUCGUUUCACAAGGAGGAAAAAAGUGCAUCUUCAAUGUGGUAGGCAUGUUGUGUAAAUCAAAUGAUACAAACCCCCCCAAAACUCAUUUUAAUUCCAGUUUGUAAGGCAACAAAAUUGGAAAAAUGCCAAGGGGGGUGAAUACUUUCGCAAGCCACUGUAUAGGCUGCGUCCGACAUGGCACCCUAUUCCCUAUAAAGUGCACUACCAGACCAGAGCCCACAAGUUUAGUGUGCAUCCCAAAUGACACCCUGAUUGGGUCUGGUCAAAAGUAGUGCCGUAUGUAGGCUAUAGGGUGCCAUUUGGGAUACACUCAGUGUUCUAUCGUUUACAACUGACAGGUAAUGUGGAAGGUUACCUGAAACUCCUUUCUUCUGUGUCUCCUCAGAUCAUAGACGCCACACUGAAGGGGAACUGCUCACGCUUCAUGAACCACAGCUGUGAGCCCAACUGUGAGACCCAGAAGGUAUAUAGCCUGGCGGCCAGAGAGAGGUCCUUUGCGGUAUCUGUCCAGGGUUUCCAGAUUUCUAUGAAAUAGGAUCUAUAAUGAAUUACAAUGAGUUCAAUCGGUUUCCUUCCAAAAAAUGGUAAUUACCUAUGUUAAAAAGCAGCUUUUCUGUGUUUUGAAUGGUGUGGGCUUACCCCAACAACACAUUGGUGUGGGUGUAUACCGCUCAGAAAAAAUAUUCAUGACGAGUAAACAGCUGAUUUUCCAGCUCAGCCAAUUAGCCGUCUCGGACAAAAACAUGACCUCAUCCUCUGAGGAAAUAGCAAGCAUUUUUGAAACGGUCUGUUUGAGAUAUAAGUUUAAGAAGGGGUUUUUUAAGUUUGUUUUCCAGUUUUUUUUUUUUUUUCCUCUCAUUUAUGCUUCGGCCACAUAGAAGUAUAGGACGAGUCAACAACAUUAUUUGCGUACGAGUUAACGGAGUAUGAGCAUUUAAAAGUGAGAUUUUCACUGGACGGUUCAUUUGUCUUGGUUCAGAACAAUAUUUGCCUCUACUUUGUUCUACUUUUAGCCUGGUUCCAGAUCUGUUUGUGUUCUUGCCAGCUCCAUUGAUGUCGUUGUCAAGCCAAAUAUGGCAAUGAGUGACAGGAAGUCUGCAUUAUAGUACAAACAUACUGGCACUCAGGCUACUCUACCAGGGAACUGCAUCUCAAUCUGUGAUUUCAUUUGACAUUUUAGUUAUUUAUCAGACGCUCUUAUCCAGAGCGAUUUACAAUUGGUGCGUUAAUCUUAAAAUAGCUAGGUGAGACGACACAUCAGUCGUCUCAAGUACACUUUCCCUCAACAAAGUAUUUAUCGGCAAAGUGAAAAACCAUGUUUGUUUUAUCCUGACAUUUCUUUUUGUGUCUGUAUUUCAGUGGACUGUGAACGGCCAGCUGAGAGUUGGGUUCUUCACCUCCAGGACCGUCACGGCUGGUACAGAGCUUACCUUCGACUACCAGUUCCAGAGAUAUGGGUUAGUGUCUCUCUAUCUGCGUCCCAAAUGACGCCCCAUUCCCUUUUUAGUGCACUAUUUUUUGACCAAGGCCCAUAGGAUGCCAUUUAGCAUUAGCUUCUCUUUUGGAUUUUAAAUGUCUGUUGUAACAAUGUUUGACACUCUGUUCUAAUACAUCACCCUGCUGUUGUAGUCAUUGUUCUAAUACAUCACCCUGCUGUGUGUAGUCAUUGUUCUAAUACAUCACCCUGCUGUUGUAGUCAUUGUUUUAAUGCAUCACCCUGCUGUUGUAGUCAUUGAAAGCAUAUAAAAUUAUGAUAAGCCCCUGUUGCUCUCUUGACUGACAUAUAGCUAUGAUGUAGUGCUUUACUCCUUCUCCUCUGUACACACCAGGAAAGAGGCCCAGAAGUGCUUCUGUGGGGCUCCCAGCUGCCGAGGCUUCCUAGGCGGGGAGAACCGGGUCAGUGUAAGAGCAGCAGCAGGGAAGAUGAAGAAAGAGCGCCCUCGCAAGAAGGACACCUCCGUGAGCAAUGCACUUACUACGGUAAGUGUGUGGGUCAGGUUUGGCAUUGGCACUCCCAAGAGUCCCAGGUUUUCCAUAAAUCCUGUUCUGGAAGAUUCCUGGAAUAAGUAUGAAAUCUUCCAACAAAGAAAUUAUCAACAUUUUGGCAAACCUAGGACUGGCUGUCUCUGAACAGCCAUCACUUGAAAAGGUGCUAGGGAAGUGAGUUGUUGUGGAGUUCAUGUCACUAUCAACCAAACUGAAUAUUUAAAGGUCCAAUGCAGACGUUUUUAUCUCAAUAUCAAAUAAUUUCUGAGGUAACAAUUAAGUACCUUACUGUGAUUGAUUGUUUUUCAAUUAAAAUGGUCAAAAACAAACAAAUAGCUUCUUAGCGAAGAGCAAAUUUUCAAGCAAGAAUUUAGCUUGGACUGUUUUGUUUGGGAGUGGUCUGAGCGGAGAGGAGAAAACUACCUGUUGUUGGCAGAGAGGUUUGGAACUCAUUUUCCACCUGGUGAUGUCGCCAAAACUCCAUCCCACCAAAACGGGCUGAAAUUUCAGGCGGUCUUUUCAAACAGCUCUUACACUAAAAUGGCAUUUAUCAUAAUUUUCACAAUUUCACAGUAUUAUUCCAACCUCAUAGUGUGGAAAUGUAUAUAUUUUAAAAACGUUUUUGAGCUAUUUCAUAACUCCAAUCGAAUUAUCUGCUGAAACCCGCAGCAGUGAUGUUCCGUGUUCCAAAUGGCACCCUAUUCCCUAUUUAGUGCACUACUUUUGAUCAGGGCUCUGGUCAUAAGUAGUGCACUAUAUAGGGGAUAGGGUGCCAUUUGAGACGUAGCCAUGGUCUAGCGAGGCAGAUACGGGUCCGGUUUGUACUGGCUUUAGGCUAAUUGCUCUGAGAGCUCCAGUGGCUUCUCCUUUCCAUAAAUAACACUGCUACUGAACACAAAAGGACCGGCUAUUUUAGUUCUGUGAAACCUUGGCAAUGGAGGCUCAAGUCCUCAUCGUAAUCUGCUACGCUGUUCUAUUUUCAAGAAUUUGGUGCGAUUCACGCCUUAGAACACUUGAUAAAGUGGCUUGCGCUCUGCUCACGCUACCAGUGUAGCAGCUAAAAACCUACUGUAGCUGUCCUGUUACUGCUGAUUAUUAAUGUUGGUCUGCCAGUGUAGCUGUCCUGUUACUGCUGAGUGUUAAUGCUGGUCUGCCCGUGUAGCUGUCCUGUUACUGCUGAGUGUUGAUGUUGGUCUGCCAGUGUAGCUGUCCUGUUACUGCUGAGUGUUAAUGCUGGUCUGCCAGUGUAGCUGUCCUGUUACUGCUGAGUGUUAAUGCUGGUCUGCCAGUGUAGCUGUCCUGUUACUGCUGAGUGUUGAUGCUGGUCUGCCAGUGUAGCUGUCCUGUUACUGCUGAGUGUUGAUGCUGGUCUGCCAGUGUAGCUGUCCUGUUACUGCUGAGUGUUAAUGCUGGUCUGCCAGUGUAGCUGUCCUGUUACUGCUGAGUGUUGAUGCUGGUCUGCCAGUGUAGCUGUCCUGUUACUGCUGAGUGUUGAUGCUGGUCUGCCAGUGUAGCUGUCCUGUUACUGCUGAGUGUUGAUGCUGGUCUGCUGUGUCUCCAGGUGGAUGAGGAGCUAGAGGCUCUGCUGGAGAACGGGGAGGGUCUGUACGAUGAGAAGGAGGUGGUGUCUCUCUGCAGGCUGAUGGUCAGAGUGGAGACCAUGGAGCAGAAACUCAUCUGCCUCAAACUUAUCCAAGUAAGCACACCUGACCCACCACAAAUGAACACAUAUUUCCUUUUAUAGUGCACUAUAGUUAUAGGCCCUGGUCAUUUGGGACGCACACAUUUCAGUUAAAGGUAUUCAGUUUGUUUAUUUUUGUAUCCUUCAGAAUCAGUCAAGACCCAAUAAGUUGUUAUAUUGUGUAUGUAUUGUGUGUGUGGGGGGGUGUAUUGUAUUGGGGAGUGAUGUCUGUUGUGUACUGUAUGUUAUUAUGUGGAGGGUGUUGUGUUAGGAUUAUUAUCAAAACAUUUAUUCUGACUUGCCUGCCUUAAUUGCACCUGAGGGGAUAAAUACAUUAGAAUUUAAUUACAUUUUGGGCAACCACGCUGAAGCCCAAAUCAAACACAAAUGAUUUUUAUGCGCGUGAACACGCUGGAAUUAGAAUGCACGGUAGUGAAUGAGAGAAAACAGAUGGGCCGCGAGCGUCAAAUUAGAAAGCAAAUCUAUUUUUCUCGCAGCUGCGCAAAGCAAUGCUGGUAAAAUUAACUGAUAAAUUGCCAGAAAAUAGACUGCAUUGUUAACGCUGGAAUUGACGUGUAUAUUUAGUGUUAAGUUUAGAUGCCAGUGCCAAUAAUACUGGACAUAUUUGAAAACAAUAGCGUUAUGCCAACCUCUGUUGAUUUAGAUCACAGGCAUUAGCUUAGGCAGGCUACGGCUGGGGAACUCGAGGAACUCUAUGUAGAAAGAACGAGACUAGCUAAAUUCUUUAUGAACUUCUCGGGUGUAUUAGCUACAACUGUCCUCACAUUCUAACGUAUAACAACUGUUUAGAGGCAGGCAGGUACGGUGGCUCCUGUAGGACAUAUAAGGUGAGUCAAAAGAACACACAACAAUAAUUCACAAGGGCUACAUAGCGAACAUAACAAAUACAACUGUUUAUUAUGGAUUCUCAUGACAUUAAGUUGGCAUACGCUUUACAGUGUAUGUGAAUAGACGCUCUUAACUCUCGCACGCAAAGUUUGACGCCGUUGAUGUCGCUCUGUGUGAUUUGGGCUUGAGACCCCACUGAGACCCACAGAUACAUUGGCACUGAAGGGUUUGAAGUGAGUCUCAGGAGGAAGGUUUUUCUCUGUCAUAAUGUUGACUUGGUUGUUUGUAUGAACAGGAUACCCAGAGCCCGUCCUGCCUGAAGCAGUUCCUGGACCAUCACGGUCUGUCUCUACUGUGGAUCUUCAUGGUGGAGCUCUCUGAAGCCAAGGGCAACAGUGUCAACAACAUCAAACUGCAGUUUCAGGUGACAAUUAAAUCCAUUUGGGGUUGAACUUUUAAAACAUUCCAGGUGAAGCUGGUUGAGAGAAUGCCAAGAGUGUGCAAAGCUGUCAUCAAGGCAAAGGGUGGCUAUUUGAAGAAUCUCAAAUAUAACAUAUAUUUUGAUUUGUUUAACACUUUUUUUUGGUUACUACAUGAUUCCAUAUGUGUUAUUUAAUAGUUUUGAUGUCUUCACUAUUAUUCUACAAUGUAGAAAAUAGUUAAAAUAAAGGAAAACCCUGGAAUGAGUAGGUGUCCAAACUUUUGACUGGUACUGUAUGUGAGGAUACACUUUGGACUAAACCAAUUCAGAUGAUUUUAAUUCAAAGGUCCUAGGAAUAUCCAAACAAGAAAUGUAUGUUAACCAACUACUGACCAUUCCCUGUGUCUCCAGAUCAUGAAGACCCUGUCAGUAUUGCCUAUCUCCACUAAGAACAUGUUGGAGGAGAGUCAUGUCCUGAGCCUCAUCCAGCGCUGGGCCCAGACACACACACACUCCCUCCCCCAGCCCCCCGGGGCUGACCAGGACGGCUACUCCAGUGAGAACACGUCCCGCGCCCAGACCCCUCUCAACACUCCCGACGGCUCCUCUGCCUCAGUCGCCAAACUGGGCCCUGAGCUGGACAGUGACACCCCCAAACUGGGCCCUGAGCUGGACAGUGACACCCCCAAACGGGCCGUGUACCGUCGCCUCAAGAUCAGCGAGAACAGCCUGGACAGCGCCAUGUCGGACGCCAGCAAGGCCUCGGACGGUAAGGAGGAGGAAGAGGAGGAUGAAGAGGAGAUGGAGGAUGAGGAGGCCUCACGAUCUGAGCCUCCAGUGGAGAGCAGCAAACGGGCACAGACUGAGCCGGUGGUUGAGGCCCAGGCCCAGACUGAGCCGGUGGUUGAGGCCCAGGCCCAGACUGAGCCGGUGGUUGAGGCCCAGGCCCAGACUGAGCCGGUGGUUGAGGCCCAGGCCCAGACUGAGCCGGUGGUUGAGGCCCAGGCCCAGACUGAGCCGGUGGUUGAGGCCCAGGCCCAGGCCGAGCCGGUGGUUGAGGCCCAGGCCCAGGCCGAGCCGGUGGUUGAGGCCCAGGCCCAGGCCGAGCCGGUGGUUGAGGCCCAGGCCCAGGCCGAGCCGGUGGUUGAGGCCCAGGCCGAGCCGGUGGUUGAGGCCCAGGCCCAGGCCGAGCCGGUGGUUGAGGCCCAGGCCGAGCCGGUGGUUGAGGCCCAGGCCCAGGCCGAGCCGGUGGUUGAGGCCCAGGCCCAGGCCGAGCCGGUGGUUGAGGCCCAGGCCCAGGCCGUGGUUGAGGCCCAGACUCCCACAACGGAGGAGCCAACAGAAGAGCCAGUCACAGAGCUGAAGGAGACACCAGAGGUGGUAGUGGAGGCCAUGGAGGUCACAGAACCCAAAGCUGAGAGCCAAGACGCUAAAGAUCAGGAGGAGGGGGUGAAAGACGAGUGGAGUGAGGGACAGAAGAACGGAGAGGAGGAGCAUGCAAGUCAGUCAAUGGAGGAGAGUGAGGUUGUGGCGGGAGAGCAGGCCAACAUGGAGGUCCAGGUCCAGGAAUCAUCACAGAUUGAGCCAGUUCAGACGGAAGUUACUGAGACCCCUUCAGAGGAGCAUCCUGCUGGGGAGAAGGAGGAGACCACCACAGCAGAGACCGGGACUGAAGAUGCUGAGAAGGCUCCAGGCAGCCAGGAACAGCCAGGCCAGGUGGCCCCUGAGGUUCCCCCGGAGGUGGCCCCUGGCACUGAGGACACUGCCCAGGUAGUGACCCCAGCCUCGGAGGCCCCUCCACCUCCCUCUCCGGUGGUCCCCGUGGAGCCUACGGCAGUGGGGACGCCCUCGCAGGAUGAGGAGGAGGGUGUGUCUGAUGUGGAGAGUGAGAGGAGCCAGGAGCCCCAGCUCAGAGCUGUGGAUAUAGGAGACAUGGCUGCUAGGUUACUGGACAGCUGGAGGGACCUGAAGGCAAGGACACAUGGAAACACUGAUUAACACACACACACAGAUGUGUGUGUGUGUGUAUACAGUGGGGGAAAAAAGAAUUUAGUCAGCCACCAAUUGUGCAAGUUCUCCCACUUAAAAAGAUGAGAGAGGCCUGUAAUUUUCAUCAUAGGUACACGUCAACUAUGACAGACAAAAUGAGAAAAGAAAUUCCAGAAAAUCACAUUGUAGGAUUUUUUAUGAAUUUAUUUGCAAAUUAUGGUGGAAAAUAAGUAUUUGGUCAAUAACAAAAGUUUCUCAAUACUUUGUUAUAUACCCUUUGUUGGCAAUGACACAGGUCAAACGUUUUCUGUAACUCUUCACAAGGUUUUCACACACUGUUGCUGGUAUUUUGGCCCAUUCUUUCAUGCAGAUCUCCUCUAGAGCAGUGAUGUUUUGGGGCUGUCGCUGGGCAACACGGACUUUCAACUCCCUUCAAAGAUUUUCUAUGGGGUUGAGAUCUGGAGACUGGCUAGGCCACUCCAGGACCUUGAAAUGCUUCUUACGAAGCCACUCCUUCGUUGCCCAGGCGGUGUAUUUGGGAUCAUUGUCAUGCUGAAAGACCCAGCCACGUUUCAUCUUCAAUGCCCUUGCUGAUGGAAGGAGGUUUUCACUCAAAAUCUCACAAAACAUGGCCCCAUUCAUUCUUUCCUUUACACGGAUCAGUCGUCCUGGUCCCUUUGCAGAAAAACAGCCCCAAAGCAUGAUGUUUCCACCCCCAUGCUUCACAGUAGGUAUGGUGUUCUUUGGAUGGAACUCAGCAUUCUUUGUCCUCCAAACACGACGAGUUGAGUUUUUUUUAACCAAAAAGUUAUAUUUUGGUUUCAUCUGACCAUAUGACAUUCUCCCAAUCCUCUUCUGGAUCAUCCAAAUGCACUCUAGCAAACUUCAGACGGGCCUGGACAUGUACUGGCUUAAGCAGGGGGACACGUCUGCCACUGCAGGAUUUGAGUCCCUGGCGGCGUAGUGUGUUACUGAUGGUAGGCUUUGUUACUUUGGUCCCAGCUCUCUGCCGGUCAUUCACUAGGUCCCCCUGUGUGGUUCUGGGAUUUUUGCUCACCGUUCUUGUGAUCAUUUUGACCCCACGGGGUGAGAUCUUGCGUGGAGCCCCAGAUCGAGGGAGAUUAUCAGUGGUCUUGUAUGUCUUCCAUUUCCUAAUAAUUGCUCCCACAGUUGAUUUCUUCAAACCAAGCUGCUUACCUAUUGCAGAUUCAGUCUUCCCAGCCUGGUGCAGGUCUACAAUUCUGGUUUCUGGUGUCCUUUGACAGCUCUUUGGUCUUGGCCAUAGUGGAGUUUGGAGUGUGACUGUUUGAGGUUGUGGACAGGUGUCUUUUAUACUGAUAACAAGUUCAAACAGGUGCCAUUAAUACAGGUAACGAGUGGAGGACAGAGGAGCCUCUGAAAGAAGAAGUUACAGGUCUGUGAGAGCCAGAAAUCUUGCUUGUUUGUAGGUGACCAAAUACUUAUUUUCCACCAUAAUUUGCAAAUAAAUUCAUUAAAAAUCCUACAAUGUGAUUUUCUGGAUUUUUUUUUCUCAUUUUGUCUGUCAUAGUUGACGUGUACCUAUGAUGAAAAUUACAGGCCUCUCUCAUCUUUUUAAGUGGGAGAACUUGCACAAUUGGUGGCUGACUAAAUACUUUUUUUCCCCACUGUAUAUAUAUACAUACAUACACACACACACACACUGAGAUGAUUGUUAUUUACAUGUGUGGUUUGUGACUCAUCCUUCAGGAGGUGUACAGGAUCCCCAAGAAGAGCCAGGUGGAGAAGGAGACACACGGUAGGUCUCUCCCCCCUCUCAGUCUCUCUCCCUCUCUCUCCUCUCUCUCUCUCUCUCGUCUCUCUCUCUCUCUCUCUCUCCCUCUCUCCCCUUCUCCCCUCCUCUCUUCUCCUCUCUCCUCCUCUCUCCUCAUCGUUUCGCUCUCUCUCUUCUCUCCUCUCUCCCUUCUCCUCACUCUCCGCUCCUUCUCUCUCCCCUCACUCUCUCUCUCCUUCUCCUCUCCUCUCUCUCUCUCUCUCUCUCCCCCCCCCUCUCUCCUCUCUCUCCUCUCUCUCUGCCUCUCUCUCUCUCUCCCUCUCUCUCUCCUCUCUCCUCAUCUCUUCUCUCUCUCUCUCUCCCUCCCUCUCUAUCAUCUCUCUCUCUCUCUCUCUCUCUCUCUCCUCUCCUCUCUCUCUCUCUCUCGUUACUCUCUCCCCCUCUCUCUCUCCCGCUCUCUCUCGCUCUUUCUCUCACUCUCGCUAGCUCUGUGUCCACAUCUGUUACAUUGUAACGCUUUAUUUUCUGCAGUGCUAACAGCCUACCAUUUGAUGAGGCUUUAACCUGUUUGAUUGUCCCAUGUAUACAGAUCGUAGUCGAGACCGAGACGCUGCCCUGGCCCCGGCUCGCACCCCCUCCGGCAGCCGGGAACGUGAGAGGGAGCGGGACAAGGAGAGGGACAGGGAACGAGAUCGAGACAGAGACCGGGACAGGGAGCGUGACAGAGAAAGGGACAGAGAUUGGGAGCGAGACAGGGAGAGGGACAGAGAGCGAGACUGGGACAGAGACUCCGAGAAGACACCCCGCAGCACAGAGAGACGGAGGAGACGUGCCUCCACCUCCCCCCCGCCCUCAGCAUACGAGCGGAGCAGCAGGCGUAACGAGGACCGGUAGGACUGGCUGGAACACCAACAUGCUCAUAUAGAGACUGACUAGCUAUGGAUGAUCAAAUGUAAUUUGAUUAGAAAUUCAAUUCAGUCAUAAGUCAUUCUAUAACAGUGCAACGUUUUUGUAAACAAAACUCUUGUUGACUUUAGGCUCCUUUUCAAAUUGCACCCUGUCCCCAGAAGUAGUGUACUAUAGGGAAUACGGUGCCAUUUGGGACGCAGACCAAAACUGUUGUUGACUUUUAGAAAUGUCUGUAGUGUUCUGUUGAUCUCCGUAGACAGUAGUAUUGACUGUGUGUUUCUAGGUUUGACCUGGCUAACAGCAGUAAGAAGAGCCGUACCAUCACCAAGGAGCGCACCAAGCUGUCCACAGAGGAGCGCAGGAAGCUGUUUGAACAGGAGGUGGCCCAGCGUGAGGCCCAGAAACAGCAACAACAGUUACAACAGCAGCAGCAACAACAACAACAACAACAACAGCAGCAGCAACAGCUCCAGACUCUAGCCUACGAUGCAGCCCUGACCUACACUACCAGCCCAGCUGGCUUCCUUCACUACCCCCCCGGCUACCCCCUCCAGACCUACGUGGACCCCAUCAACCCCAACGCAGGCAAGGUGUUGCUGCCUACUCCUCCUGUGGAGCCCCUGGUCCCAGCCACCCUGGCCUUCGAGCAGACCCCUCCCCAGGCUCUGAUCACCGAGCUGGGCAUGGCCUCUCCCUCCUCCACCUCCCAGCCCCCUCCAGUAUCCAACCUGUCCAGCCUCCCCCAACACAUCCAGCAACCCACCGCCCCUCUGGAGCUCCACCGCGGCACGCCCCAGCAGUACACCCUGCAGCCCAGCGUGGCAGGCCAGGACCCUGGUGUAGCCGUCCUGUCAGUGCCUGCCGUGUCAGCGCCCCCUCAGGUGCUCUAUUUUUAUAUUCGUGAUGAUUUUAAUGGGUUUUUAUUGCUUUUAUCGCAAAGUGACUUUCGACGUUUUAAAAAGCGCUCGAAAUAACAUUUGUUAUUAUUCAGGGCUCCAGAGUGCUACCAUUUGGUGCCAUUUUGCAACCCUUUGACUUGGCUGUGCGAGUUGCAAAUUCUAGCUGGUCCCCUAACUCAACGUCCUGUAUUCUUCUAAUAUUGUUGUAGGUGUCGGCGGGCCAGGGGAGUUACACCACGCUGUGGGACCCUACCACCCAGCAGGCUGUGACAGUACAGACCCAGAUAGCACCACAGUACCAGGUUGUCCCAGCACCUCCUCCCACCCAGACAGCCAUCUACUAUCAGGGCCAGCCCUGUCAGACCAUCUACAGUAUCCCCACUGCCUACCCACAGGCCAACACACCUGUCCUGCAGGUAGGCACACACUGCACCGUGUACUGAACAGUCAACACAUAUCGCCCUGCGUUGAUAAAGGCUUCCAAGCAACGCAGGCUGAAAGACCUGUUUCAUGACUAGAUCUGAAGGUUUUUCUCUAUUUGAGUAUCUGUGUGAUAUCUGUGACCUCUGUGUGUCUAUCAAUCCUGUUCUGGCUAGGCGUACUCUGAUCCGGCUGCCAGCUACCUCCAUGGUCAGCCGGUGUACACAGGUCACCAGCAGGGAGUGGUGGUUCAGCAGGGGGGCACGGUCACUACCAUCGUCACCUCACAGACUGUCCAGCAGGUAAGGAAGGCCUUCAGCAACAACCAGACCCAGACGCAUGAACACUGAUGAAAUUAUAUAUUCAUUCAUCGUUGUCCGUAUUUGUCUGUCAAAACUUCAACCAAAGUCAAUACUUUCAGACUAGUUGCAUACUCACAAAGGUCGACAUAAUGUGCAUCAUCUCAGUUGUCCAUCGUCCAUCAGUGGAUGACUCCCGUUCAAAAAAAAAACAUUUGCUCACUAUGUCAUACACCAAAUCUGUCUGCCCGUACCCUACCCCAAGCUAGCCACAAGGGGGAGGCAGUGUGUGCAUCAACGUGAUAGUCAGUCUUGAUUCUUGUCCAUCACAGUGAAGAGAGGUUUGCAGAUUCAUACUGUUUUCUAUCAUGAUGUAGGCCUAGUAAACAGUUGUUUUUUAAUCACUCCAGGAGACUUGAUGUAUGUUCACCUGCCUCUUUUAUUCUGUCCAGGAGUUGCCCAACACUGUGUUAGUCCCCAACAGUAUGAUAGACCUGCCGCCUCCCUCUCCUCCCAAACCCAAAACCAUCGUCCUGCCCCCCAGCUGGAAGGUAGCACGGGACGGAGAGGGAAAGAUCUACUACUACCACGUCAUCACCAGGUAGGCUACAUAUGGCCUCCUGUGUCUGUCAUCACCUGGUAGGCUACACAUGGCCUCCUGUGUCUGUCAUCACCUGGUAGGCUACACAUGGCCUCCUGUGUCUGUCAUCACCUGGUAGGCUACACAUGGCCUUCUGUGUCUGUCAUCACCUGGUAGGCUACACAUGGCCUUCUGUGUCUGUCAUCACCUGGUAGGCUACACAUGGCCUCCUGUGUCUGUCAUCACCUGGUAGGCUACACAUGGCCUCCUGUAUCUGUCAUCACCUGGUAGGCUACACAUGGCUGUGGUUCAUGUAGGUCACUCCCUGUGUGUGUGACUGCCUCUGCCUACCUGUCUGCCUGUCUAUCUGUCUGCUUUUGUGACUGUGUGUGUGUCUGUCAGCUUGUCUGUCUGCGUGUGUGUGUGACUUUGUCUGUGUGUCUGGCUGCGUUUUGUCUGCCUGGAAUUGUGUGACUGUGUGUCUUAUUGUGUGUGUAUCUACCCCCCUCCCCCCACAGGCAGACUCAGUGGGAUCCUCCCAGCAGCUGGGACGGGGCCAGUGAAGACGCACACAGCUUAGACCACGAGGCUGAGAUGGACCUGGGGACGCCCACCUACGACGAGAACCCCUCCAAGGUGACCUUUGACCCUGAAAACACACAGGCCAAGGCCUUUUAAAAUGCAUCCUUCCUUCCUUGAUAUAAUCACUAGCUAGGUUUCCAUCCAAUUGGCGAUAGAUUUUCAUGCCAAUAUUCUAAAAUCUGCAUAAAAACCAUAUGCGCAUUUUCCCUUCAGAGAUGUUUCCAUCAAAUUGACUUGUUGCAGAUGAAAGGCUGUGCGUGAUGACAUAGUGCACAUUAAAUACUUUUUUUUCCCGUGUACCAAAAUAAUAAAUACAAGUUAAAUGGGUUUCCAUCACAAUUUACACUCUACUGAUGGUUUUGACACAAUGUUUUUCGUUAUAUAGCGAGUGUGCCCACUCUGUUGUUAGUGCUGUUGGCUAGAGUGCACGUAUAGCCUACAUGAUGGGAUUAUUAUUAUGGACAAAAGAGCGAGAUUCUUUUUAUUUGUCAAAUGGCAGCCAAGCAUAGAUUAUUAUGUCACCAGAAUAAGACCUUCGAUAUUUAUUAGAAAGGAGCAUCAAGCUCAUCACGUUGCACUGUCACCAUCAUCAUUUAUUUCAUCUGUAGCCUAAUACACUGCAUGCUUUCCUGACGAGUCAGUGGGAGGACCACACGUCAUCGCGUGACUCCAAGUUUACUUCGAUAUGAUGGUUAUUAUAUCAAUAUUUGAGCAUAAAAGCGAUUCCGCCGACAUGUCUCACAUAUUUCAUUUUACCGAUGCAAAAAGAGUGUUUUGUUUUGUUGACAUUUGAAACGUUUACCGAAAAAUGUUCUGUUUCCAUCAGGCCUGUCAUUACAUUUUUUUAUCUGACAUGUACUUUACUGGCAUUAAAGGUUGGAUGGAAACCUGGUUACUGAUCUGGAUGUCAGUUGAUAGAUGAAAACAUGGCUUCCUUCCAUCUCAUUACUUUUACCAAUCUUACUGGUAGGUCAGUGAUUUCCAGAAGGAAGGGAGGAGGGUGGGUGGUUUUUAAGGUAUUUGAAUAGGGCCCAAAUCUCAUGUUUGAAUCAGAUUCACACAGGACUCUUGUCAAAUGUAGUGCACUGUCCAGGGACUAGGGUGUGACAUCGUCAGCAGAGUUCCAUCCAUACAGUCUUUAGGUCCUCGCCCCUAGUGCUGUGAGGCUAGGAGUAGAAACCCUUGUAUAAUAUCCAUUAUAUUGCCUUGUGUUUUGUUGCCUCCAGAGAGUUUCUAAAAGAUGAUGGAGUGAAAACAGAGCUACUCUAACUCAUCUGUUCAAAUGCAAAAUAGUUUGUUUAUUUUCGUUUGCUUCCCAGAAUGCUUGCGUGCGAAACAUGAUGAUAGUGUUCCUCCCAUCAGUUAAUUGAAGAUGUUGCAAAAGUGAUUAUUUUCAGCUGUGGGUUGGUUGGUUCCUCUCUGGGAUAGAGAAAAUGAACCCCCCCAAGGGCCUCUAGUCUAGAGCGUCAGACAGAGGCUGCAUCCCCAAAUGGCACCCUAUUCCCUACAUAGUGCACCACUACCCUAUGGGCCCUGGUCUAAAGUAGUGCACUAUAUAUGGGAGAGGGUGCCAUUCGGGACGCAGCCAGACACUAUACCUCUAGCUGGAGAUACAGUGGAUCACAUCUUAAAAGAGCUUCAUCAACAUCUGAAGGUGGUGGGGAUCUAGGUUUAGGAGCAGAAGAGGAGACCAUCCAAACCCACACAUCAUUCCUGCUUCGCUCCCGUACCUCCCUCCUCAGGCCCAGGUUGCAUCCCAAAUGGCACCCUAUCCCCAGAUAACACACUACACCCUAUGGGCCCUGUUCAAAAGUAGUGCACUAUAUAUGGAAUAUGGUGUCAUUUGGGAUGUAGACUCGGGCUCAGACAGCUGGCUGUCCUCUAGGUACUCAGUCAGGGUGGGGAUGGCUUGACUCCUCUUCUCUGUAGUUUCUUUCCCAUUCUCCUUCUGCCUGGCUCGUCUGUCUGCCUGGCUCGUCUGUCUGCCUGGCUCGUCUGUCUGCCUGGCUCGUCUGUCUGCCUGGCUCGUCUGUCUGCCUGGCUCUCUCUGUAUCUCUCACGCUCUCAAUUCAAUGUCCUGUAGUUCAUUCAAUGUAAUUGGAGAAUCCAGUGGGUUCUGGUAGUCUUUUAAUAGUUGAUUUGUAUUUGAUCAUGUAUAUGUUUUUGUAGUUUUGUUUUUUGUUAAAGUGCCAAAAAGAUUGGAGAAGUGGUUUAUCCACACAUCUCCGUUUAGGAUAGAUAACUCUUCGUGUUGUUUGUUUAGAAUUUUCCCAGAAGUGGUUAGAUUCUAUGGAUUCUUCAAUUACAUUGAACUGAUUUCUGACGUAAUUGGACAUGUACUAGUCUGUGGUGAUAAACACCUACCUGGAGGUGACAGCAUUCCCUCCCCCAUAUGCCCCCCUAGGCACAACUACGACAACAUAACCAACAAAAAUGGGUCACAACUCCUGCAGCUCGGUCGCACGCUGGGUAUGUACAUAGUCAAUGGUAGGCUUCAAGGGGACUCAUCUCUUGGCAGUAGUACUGUAGACUACUGUAUCACUGACCUCAACCCAGAGUCUCUCAGAGUGUUCAGUCAGCCCACUGACACCCCUAUCAAAUCAUAUGGGGGAGGGAAUGCUGUCACCUCCAGGUAGGUGUUUAUCACCACAGACUAGUACAUGUCCCUGGGCUUGGAAAAUAUUGAUUUCCCCCUCCAGGAUGGAGAAGCUGUCUUCAUUAAAGUAUAGGGACUUUAGUGGGGGGAUAUAGGUAGCACACAGGAGGACAUUUGUCUCUAAAAUAAUUUCCUUUUGAAUUUCUAGCCAAAUGUAAAAUGUUCCUGUUUUGAUUAAUUUAAUAGAGUGAGUUAGGUCUGCUCUAUACCAAAUUAGCAUACCCCCUGAGUCCCUUCCCUGUUUCACACCUGUAACCUAGGGGGUGACCAGUGGGUCCGGUCCAUCUCUAUACCAUGUUUCUUGUAGGAUGACAAUGUCUGUAUUUCUUUGGUGAAGUCUGGGUUCCUGCUCUUUAGGCCAAAGGCAGAUGACCUCAGGCCUAGGAUAUUCCAGGAUGAGAAAGUGAAGGCUUUGUGUUCCAUAAAGUGUCAAAUGUUGCUAGUCGUGUUUUGGCCUCAGACCAGUAAGUGUGAGCAGAGCCUGCUGAGCAUCUGGUACAUGCCAUUGGCUUGGGCUAGUGUAAGAGUGGGGGUUGGGCCUGGGCGAAUGUGUGACUUUCAUGUUGAGGCCCUCUUUGCGGGAGUGGAGGGCAUGGGGUGGGCAAGAGGGUCAUAGGUCUGAUCUGAGGGGGCCUAUAUGGGGUGUGGGCAUGGUUAUUAUGUCUUUCUCUCUCUCUCUCUCUUUCUCUCUUUCUCUCUCGUUCUCUUUCUUUCUCGUUUUCUCUCUUUCUCUCGUUCUCUCUCUCGUUCUCUCCUCUUUCUCUCUAGUUUGUUUUCCCUCUUUUCUUCUCUUCCUUUGAUCAUAAUGGAAACCGUCUGAGGUUUGUGGUUUCUUGGUUUAGUGUCUAACUACGGACCGGGCCCUUUUGUCUCUGAGCUGAAAUGUUUUCAGAUGUGUCUCCACAGAGCGGGAGAAACCCUUUCUUUAAACGAUGGGAUGUCUCGAUCUCUCUCUAUGUUUACAAUGAUGUCUUCGGCCAAUAAAAGCAAUGAGCUCAAGGACCAUUUCCAACAUGUCUUGAUAGUGGUGUCUGUCUCUGUGCCCACUGACCAGGACCUGAAAUGAUACCCACUGAGUUUCUGACACCACUUAAAUAUUAUUUUCCCUAGCUCUGUUGACCCAUGAUAAUAAUUUGGCGUUUUGGUUAGGGGGCUUUGCAUCCCACCUGGAAAAUAAUCUAGGUUAAACACUGGCUCAAAGUGUUCUCUUGUCAGCCUGAAUGCUUCUCCCUGGUACGCUCCAUGGGCACACCACCCCUCAGGAAGCACGGAGGAGAGCUGUGUGAUAAUCACCACCCCUCAGGAAGCACGGAGGAGAGCUGUGUGAUAAUCACCACCCCUCAGGAAGCACGGAGGAGAGCUGUGUGAUAAUCACCACCCCUAAGGAAGCACGGAGGAGAGCUGUGUGAGAAUCACCACCCCCAGGAAGCACGGAGGAGAGCUGUGUGAGAAUCACCACCCCCAGGAAGCACGGAGGAGAGCUGUGUGAGAAUCCAUUGUGGUUCUCUUUGAUCCUCCACCCUGGUUUGGGGCAUGGGGGGCAUCAACUGUCUACUGUCUGUCUCUGGUGCUGGUAGGGGGGGGCAUCAGCUGUCUACUGGCUGUCUCUGGUGCUGGUGGGGGGGGGGGGGGCAUCAGCUGUCUACUGGCUGUCUCUGGUGCUGGGGGGGACAUCAACUGUCUACUGGCUGUCUCUGGUGCUGGGGGGGACAUCAACUGUACUGGCUGUCUCUGGUGCUGGGGGGGGCAUCAACUGUCUACUGGCUGUCUCUGGUGCUGGGGGGGGGCAUCAACUGUCUACUGGCUGUCUCUGGUGCUGGGGGGCAUCAAUGUCACUGGCUGUCUCUGGUGCUGGGGGGGGUGCAUCAACUGUCUCUGUGUCGCGGGGGGGGGGCAUCAAUUCUACUGGUAGUCUGGUGGGGGGGCAUCAGCUGUCUCUGUGCUGGGGGGCAUAGGUCUCUGGUGCUGGUGUGGGGGGCAACGGUCAGCUGUGGUGCUGGUGGGGGGCAUCAGCUGUCUCUGGCUGUUGGGGGGGGCAGUCAACUGUCAUCUGGCUGCUCUGGUGCUGGUGGGGCAUCAACUGUCUACUGGCUGUCUCUGGUGCUGGGGGGGGCACAUGCUAUUAAAACUGUCUACUGGCUGUCUCUGGUGCUGGGGGGGCAUCAACUGUCAUGGCUGUUCUGGUGCUGGGGGGAUCAGCUGUGGCGGGGGGGCAUCAACUGUCUACUGGCUGUCUCUGGUGCUGGGGGGGCAUCAACUGUCUACUGGCUGUCUCUGGUGCUGGGGGGGGCUGGGGGGAACAUCAACUGUCUACUGGCUGUCUCUGGUGCUGGGGGGGACAUCAACUGUCUACUGGCUGUCUCUGGUGCUGGGGGGGCAUCAGCUGUCUCUGGUGCUGGGGGGGGCAUCAACUGUCUACUGGCUGUCUCUGGUGCUGGGGGGUUAUCAACUGUCUACUGGCUGUCUCUGGUGCUGGGGGGGGGGCAUCAACUGUCUACUGGCUGUCUCUGGUGCUGGGGGGGCAUCAACUGUCUACUGGCUGUCUCUGGUGCUGGGGGGGACAUCAACUGUCUACUGGCUGUCUCUGGUGCUGGGGGGGUGCAUCAGCUGUCUCUGGUGCUGGGGGGGGGGCAUCGAAUGUCUACUGGCUGUCUCUGGUGCUGGGGGGGGCAUCAACUGUCUACUGGCUGGUGCUGGUGGGGGGGGGCAUCAGCUGUCUCUGGUGCUGGUGGGGGGGGGGGGGGGGGGGGGGCAUCAGCUGUCUCUGGUGCUGGUGGGGGGGGCAUCAGCUGUCUCUGGUGCUGGUGGGGGGGAACAACUGUCUACUGGCUGUCUCUGGUGCUGGGGGGGGAACAACUGUCUACUGGCUGUCUCUGGUGCUGGGGGGGCAUCAACUGUCUACUGGCUGUCUCUGGUGCUGGGGGGGCAUCAACUGUCUACUGGCUGUCUCUGGUGCUGGGGGAGGGCAUCAGCUGUCUCUGGUGCUGGGGGGGGCAUCAACUGUCUACUGGCUGUCUCUGGUGCUGGGGGGGGGCAUCAACUGUCUACUGGCUGUCUCUGGUGCUGGGGGGGGCAUCAACUGUCUACUGGCUGUCUCUGGUGCUGGGGGGGACAUCAACUGUCUACUGGCUGUCUCUGGUGCUGGGGGGGGGCAUCAACUGUCUACUGGCUGUCUCUGGUGCUGGGGGGGCAUCAACUGUCUACUGGCUGUCUCUGGUGCUGGGGGGGGCAUCAACUGUCUACUGGCUGUCUCUGGUGCUGGGGGGGGGGGGGGGGGGCAUCAACUGUCUACUGGCUGUCUCUGGUGCUGGGGGGGCAUCAGCUGUCUCUGGUGCUGGGGGGGCAUCAACUGUCUACUGGCUGUCUCUGGUGCUGGGGGGGCAUCAACUGUCUACUGGCUGUCUCUGGUGCUGGGGGGGAUAUCAACUGUCUACUGGCUGUCUCUGGUGCUGGGGGGCGGGGGCAUCAGCUGUCUCUGGUGCUGGGGGGGGAAUCAACUGUCUACUGGCUGUCUCUGGUGCUGUGAGGGGGGCAUCAACUGUCUACUGGCUGUCUCUGGUACUGGGGGGGCUGGGGGAGGCAGCGCAUCAGCUGUCUCUGGGGCUGGGGGAGGCAGGGCAUCAGCUGUCUACUGGCUGUCUCUGGGGCUGAGGGGGGUGGGGACUGUUAGCCGGAGAUGGAGCCCAGCCUUUAUCCUGGCAGGAUAUCCCUGCUUUGUGUGGCUCCCUCCUGUCCUGUUGGAGGUUGCUGGUGACCAGGUGUGGCCCGCCUGACUGCCUUCCCCACCGGCCUUGAAGUCCAGGGCCUUAGCCCAACACCUGCCAUGUUUCAUCCAUGGCCUCCAUGGUAUGGUGUGGCUGAUACAGCCUCACUUCCUUUGAUCUGGGGCUUUUAGCUCCGAGAAAUGGCUGCUGUCUGCCACAGCUGAGAAAAUGGCAGUAGCUAUGACCUAGACAGAUUGCUAGGCGAACGUUUAGAUGAACCCACGGCCAACCCAAGCUAGUCAAACUAAACUUGACUGUUCUAUAGACAGACAUGUUCCCUGACCUCUCUCUCUCCCUCUCUGUGUGUGUGUGUGUGUGUGUGUGUGUGUGUGUUUCCACAGUUCUCUACUAAGACGGCAGAGGCAGACACAUCCAGUGAGCUGGCCAAGAGGAGCAAGGAGACGUUCCGGAAAGAGGUGAGUCAACGUCUAUAUCUCAAUUAGUCUUCCUGUGAUGCCUCCUCCUCAACUACACUACAUGGUCAAAAUAUGUGGACACCUGCUUGUCGAACAUCUCAUUCCAAAAUCACGGGCAUUAAUAUUGAGUUGGUCCCCCCUUUGCUGCUAUAACAGCCUCCAAUCUUCUGGGAAGGCUUUCCACUAGAUGUUGGAACAUUACUGCAGGGACUUGCUUCCAUUCAGCCACGAGCAUUAGUGAGGUCGGGCACUGAUGUUGGGCGAUUAGGCCUGGCUUGCAGUCGGCGUUCCAAUUCAUCCCAAAGGUGUUCGAUGGGGUUGAGGUCAGGGCUCUGUGCACGCAAGUCAAGUUCUUCCACACCGAUCUCGACAAACCAUUUCUGUAUGGACCUCGCUUUGUGCACGGGGGCAUUGUCAUGCUGAAACAGGAAAGGGCCAUCUCCAAACUGUUGCCACAAAGUAGGAAGCACAGAAUCGUCUCGAAAGUCAUUGUAUGCUGUAGCAUUAAGAUUUCCCUUCACUGGAACUAAAGGGGUCUAGCCCGAACCAUGAAAAACAGCCCCAGACCAUUAUUCCUCCUCCACCAAAGGACUCUCAGACCUUGAGAAACAAGAUUCUCUGGUCUGAUGAAACCAAGAUUGAACUCUUUGGCCUGAAUGCCAAGCGUCACAUCUGGAGGAAACUUUGCACCAUCUCUACAGUGAAGCAUGGUGGUGGCAGCAUCAUGCUUUGGGGAUGUUUUUCAGCGGCAGGGACUGGGAGACUAGUCAGGAUUGAGGGAAUGAUGAACGGAGCAAAGUACAGAGAGAUCCUUGAUGAAAAACCUGCUCCAGAGCGCUCAGGACCUCAGACUGAGGCGAAGGUUCACCUUCUAACAGGGCAACGACCCUAAGCACCCAGCCAGAGCCCAGACUUGAACCCGAUCGAACAUCUCUGGAGAGACCUGAAAAUAGAUGUGCAGCAACGCUCCCCAUCCAACCUGACAGAGCAUGAGAGGAUCUGCAAUGAAAAAUGGGAGGCUGUAACGUAACAAAAUGUGGAAAACGUCAAGGGUUCUGAAUACUUUCCGAAUGCACUGUAUAUAUUUUUUAAAUGGCCUUUCUUAAACUAAAUACUUGCGCUAGGCUUUUCUUACUAACUCUGAAUUUGCUGAAAGCUGCUUUAUUGAGAAACAAUGUACUUACCAAGGUUCGACAUUAACGCUUGUCCACUUGCCCGGGGCAAGUAAAAAACAUAGUUGGACAAGCAGAUUAUACACUGAGUGUAAAAAACAUUAGGAACUCCUGCUCUUUCCAUCAACAGUUUCCCAUGUGUAUCAAGAAUGGUCCACCAUCCAACGGACAUCCAGCCAACUUGACACAACUGUGGGAAGCAUUGGAGUCAACAUGGGCCCGCAUCCCUGUGGAACAUUUUCGACACCUUGUAGAGUCCAUGCCCCGACGAAUUGAGGCUGUUCUGAGGGCAAAAGGGGGUGCAACUCAAUAUUAGGAAGGUGUUCCUAAUGUUUUGUACACUCAGUGUAGAUUUGUUGUCUGAAUGGACAAGUAAAAAAAUCACGCAAAAAUCACAAUAUCAAACAAUUAGGCUACUCCGAUCAGAAACGGAUCAAAGUGUCGUCUGGAUGCAAUGUUUUGCUCAAUGUCCUACCAAUCUUUGCAGAGCGUAUCAGAGUAUAAUUAUGGUAGGCCUGCGUUGACAGGCACGAGCGGUCUUUCAAUCAUGCAGUCGCGAGAUGUGUUUUUGAGAUCAAAGCCUCGCGCGUUUGCACAUUUCACAAGUGGCAAAAAAAAGUUAAUGUCAAGCCCAGCUUACUAUGACAGAUAUGUGGUUAUCCCACCUAGCUAUCUAUGAAUGCACUUGUAAGUCGCUCUGGAUAAGAGCGUCUGCUAAAUGACUGAAAAAUGUAAUAAAUGUUAUCUCUACAUGACGAUUUGACGUCCAAUUUUCUGUGUUAUGAUUAGAUGUCCCAGUUCAUUGUGACCUGCUUGAACCCGUUCCGGAAACCAGACUGCAAACUGGGACGCAUCAUCAACACUGAGGAUUUCAAACACCUAGCCAGAAAGGUAGGUGGUUGUGCGUGCGUACGUGCGUGGAAAGCCCAUCAUUUGGGUAUUCAUAAUUUAUUGGCGCAAACCAUCCAAAACAUUGACCUCUCCCAACAGUAUUGAAUUUAAGUCCUGGAUAGCAAAUUAAUUUCAAAGGACAGAGGUAUUUCCCUUCACCUCUCACACUAAAGCUCUUCCCCCAGACCAGAACUAAGCACAUGAGCCUUCAGCUCCCACUGUUUCUGGGUUCAUCCCAAAUGGCACCCUAUUCCUACAUAGUGUACUACUUUCUACCAAUAUGCUCUGGUCAAAAAGUAGUGCACUGUGUAGGGAAAAUGGUGCCAUUUUGGACACAGCCCUGUCAAUGUUUUAAACUUUUUUUAUUUCUUCAUUUUUUGGUCAAAUGGGACACAUUGUACAUUUUAGAAUAGUGGUCUGUUUUUAUUUUAUUUGUAUCUCUCUCUCUCUCUGCCAGCCAUUCUUCAAAAGGCAGAAGGCUAUUUUUUUCCCCUCAAGUAGUUUUGAGCGUUUCUGUGGGGACUUGUUUAAAUGGAGAGACAUGCCACUGCUCUUGAGCACAUGGUCACAAUAAACAAAAGAGAGGCCAAGUACACUGGCAUGUACAAAUUGUAAUUUUAUACCAUGCAGACCAACCCUUAAAACAAAACGUCUUAAACUAGAGCGCUAGCUAACGUUUUGUAUUUACUCCUUAUAUAAAGAGCUGGGGUGCAUCCCAAAUGGCACCGUAUGGGCCCUGGUCAAAGGUAGCGCACUAUAUAGGGAUUAGGGUGCCAUUUGGGAUACAUCACUGGCAUUUGACUGUCUACAUUUUAAGACGAGAACUAAGCUCAUGAAGUGGAUCAGUUAGAAUGAAAGCCUCAUCUCUUCACAGUGUGACCUCCCCUCCAUUCUCAUUUUGAUGGAGCUAGUUUCACUUUGUGUUGUUGCAGGGUUGUAAAAUUCCAAUAACUUUCCCGAAAUCCUGGUUGGAAGACUCACAAAAUCAGGACGGAAUUAGCAGAAGAUCCUGAAUCUUCAAACCAGGGUUUCUUGAAAACUUGGGAAUUAUGGGAAAGUUAGCCGUUACCGAUUUUGCUGUCCGGAAGUAGAAACAUCUGACUUCCUUUUUUCCCUGUUAUUUUCUCCCCUUUUCCAUCCCUCCAGCUAACUCACGGUGUGAUGAACAAGGAGCUGAAAUCCUGCAAGAACCCAGAGGACCUGGAGUGCAACGAGAACGUCAAGCACAAGACCAAGGAGUACAUCAAGAAAUACAUGCAGAAGUUUGGCAGCAUCUACCGGCCCAAAGAGGACACUGAGCUGGACUAA